Myripristis murdjan (pinecone soldierfish) is the source of this 2089-nucleotide messenger RNA. It is a transcript of the gene arl5c, whose product is annotated as ADP-ribosylation factor-like 5C. Gene Ontology annotation, molecular function: GTP binding; GTPase activity. The coding region runs from base 168 to 707 and encodes 179 amino acids. The transcript is spliced from 6 exons. The record is from RefSeq and is a predicted model, not a curated record. NCBI's taxonomy places the organism in Eukaryota, Metazoa, Chordata, Actinopteri, Holocentriformes, Holocentridae.
UCCUCCAGUCACCCGGCGGCCGUACCGGGACAGUCGGCUCUUGACAGAGUGAGAGGACGGACCGCACUGAUUUAUUUAAGCUCAACUUUAGAUCAACUUUGACAAAACAGAUCAUUCACUGGUGUCGGUGUUUUUCAUCGCCUCUCUCCAUCACGCACUUGUUGGCCAUGGGACUCCUUCUGACCAAGUUGAUGACUGUGUUCGGUGACAGAGAGCACAAAGUCAUAAUUGUGGGCCUGGACAACGCUGGGAAGACGACCAUCCUGUACCAGCUCCUGACGAAGGAAGCGGUCCACACGUCGCCCACAAUCGGCAGCAACGUGGAGGAGAUCUCCGUCCGAAACACUCGCUUCCUGGUGUGGGACAUCGGUGGCCAGGAGAGCCUCCGAGCCAGCUGGAUCUCUUACUACUGCAACACAGAGAUUGUCAUUCUGGUGGUGGACAGCACUGACCGGGAGCGCCUCACAUUAACCAAAGCAGAACUGCAUCGCAUGCUGGCACAUGAGGACCUGCAGAAUGCCGCCAUUCUGGUUCUGGCCAACAAACAAGACGUGAAGGGCUCCAUGUCGGUGGCAGAGAUCUCCCAGAACCUCACACUCAGCUCCAUCACCGCUCACCCCUGGCACGUCCAGGCCUGCUGCGCCCUGACAGGGGAGGGUCUGCCUGCCAGUCUGGACUGGAUGAGGUCGAGGGUGAUAGCAAACUAAAUCCAGAAUGGAGCAAGGCCCUGAAACCAGCCGCCCUUUAAUCCUGCGCCAGCCUCUCAGGAACGGCCACCGUGCCCAGAUCAGAACCGGGACUUUUUAUCGUGUGUUGGACAAGUUCCUGUGAGCACCAGCUCCGUCUUAAAGCCUGCCAUUUCCUUACCCAGCUGGGAGAGAGUCUACCGGGGGCGGCUCUGGGUGAGAGUCUGCCUCCGGAUGAAUGAGCAUCAGAAAACCUGUCAGCGCUUAUGGCCGUUGGCAGGCUGGGAAAUGCCACUGGCCGCCAAAAAUGUUGAUCAAUUCUGACUCAGGGUGGUGAUUUUAUUUAUUUAUUUAUUUAUUCUUGCUCCGUCAGCCGCUGUCCCACACAACCGAGCACAGUUUUUGAGGUCCAAUUUUAUUCUAACAACCGAGUUAGUUUGUAAAACUGUGAAAGUGGCCUUCUGGGAUUGAUCAGCCACUGUGGGUGUACUAAAAAAAGAAAAAAAAAAGUGUUGUACCCAGUCCUUAGUUGUGUGAGUGUGUAGACGUGCAGCGAGUGUGUCCUGUGUAUUUACAGGAACUGUCCCGUAGUGUCCCCAAUGUCGAGGUCCAAAAUAUUUACAUAAGGGAUCCUGCCUGAAUUGGGAGAUCUGAGUCCAUUUUCCUCUAAUAAGCUAAUUAGUGACCAUGACAGCUCAGUUAAUUUAUUGUGCCAUGAUAAUGUACCAUUAAAUUAGAUGUAUGAAGUGGUUUCUAAAAUGUCAUUCAUUCAUUACUAAACCGGAACAAGUUGCACCACAAAAAUGUGCCACAGCUGAAGUAACAAAUCGGUAUGCAAGGCAUGUAGCCAGCCAUCAAUGACACUGAAGCAUGUUUUACGCACGCAUUUUUUUUUUUUCAAGAGUAUUAUGUGUAGCAGUAUUUAUUUGCACAUCUGAAUUGUCUGAUCUGUCAAACUAUAGUUGGAGUUUUAGCUCCGUUUAACUCUGAGACAAUCAUAACGCCGUAUCGCCUUGACCUUUGAUCGAUGACUCGUCGUCGAUGUAUUUCUGUCUUAAAAACUACUCAUAAUGCAACCACAAGCACCUCAGGAGUUACCAGAUUAAGUAAUUCCAAUCCAGUUGCUGCCUACACAUUUUACACAGUUGUUGAAAGCCAGUCAGCGUCCUCCCCUCCUCAGAAAAACUCAGAGGUGCUAUAACGUGUAAAAACAUGUUUUUGUGCCACCGAAGGGGAGGACAGCUUUCUAAUCCUUCGUAGAUAUUGUGACGUUUUAAGUUUUUAAAUGACAGAAAAUUGUGUUAACAUUCCUGAAUGUGAAACGCAGGACUAUGCUGCAAAGGAGUAUGAAUUGAGUGUACUAUAUUUUCUGCUGUGUACAGUUUUUCAAGAAUAAACAUUUG